UAUGCCGGUCCACCCCCCACCCCCCCACCACCACCCUCCCUCCCCCUCAAGGUAAAGCUGCUCAUCAGGGAUGAGGUAGUCCCUCCCAUAGGGUCAAAUGAGCCCCCCCCCAGCCGAGGCUACAACUCCCACUCCUCCAGCCCUGCCAGCGACCCCCCUCCUCUCCCUCGCACCCUUAACUCAUGUGGCAAGGCCAAGCCACUGGCACCUCCCCCCAUCGCCGUCAAACCUUCCUAUAAUACCCAGGACACCACCCGCAGCACGGCCCCAAACACAGCGGCCUUUAGGGGCCCAGAGGAGCCAGGGGAGAGCCCUGAGGACCCCAGCCUCAAGUCGUUCCUGGGGAAGAUCAAGGCCUUUGAGAAGAUGGACCACUUUGCACGCGCUCAGAGGAUGCUGGAGCUGCAGGAGGCCCAGAACGCCAGGUUGGAGAUAGCUCAGAAGCACCCAGACAUCUAUGCUGUCCCCAUGAAGACCCAGAAACUGGAUCACAGCCGGCCUCAGCCUAUAGGUUCCAGCUCGCGUCCUGAGCCCCAGACCCCUCUCUCCAAGCUGCCAUACUCUGAGAGUUGUGGGUUCUACCCCAGUGAAGAGGAAGAAGAGUACCGACGCCAGCUGGCAGACCACACCAAGAGAGGCUACUACCAGACCAACAACCAGAAAUACCAGGACACAGAACUGUAGACUAUGCUACCAACAACCAGAAAAUACCAGGACACUGAAUGAAGUGUAGCACUACUACGUGCCCACCUACCACCCUACCACACUAAACUGUAGUGCCCCUUAUCUCCUGGACUCCCGACUACCCCUUAACACCCUAUAGUAACAAGACACAGGGCUGGUUGACAGAGACACCCACACACUGCUGAGCCCUGCUCUGAUUGACUCAGUUCAGCGCACACAAACACACACUCUCAAUUCCGGGACUCUGCCCCCCUCCCCUGACCCUGCACCAAUAUGCUGCUGACUCGGAAGCUGGCCAGUUUUAAGUUUUUCUUAAAACCGCUUUUUUGCUUCAGAAAGUGGAUAGUUACCUCAUUGUCUUUGUUAUUAUUCUUGUUUAAUUUCUAUUUGCUUGUUUGGUUGAGUUCUUUUGUUACACCGAUCUGUGUUAUUGUUAUGAUCCAUUUAAUCAGGAACCACAUGUUAUUUCUUGCCUAUGCAACUCCUUCAGUUUGCUGCCUGCAGAGCAACUGAAACGUAUUGCCACGAGUCCCUCUCUGCACUCCACAAGAACCUUAAACCUUACGAGUGCUCCAAGCUGUAUCUUCUUCUCGUUACUCCUUUCCUUUUGUACUAUAUCCAAUAUUAUAACCAGCUGUCUCCAAACUAUUUUAAAAGGUCACAUAUAUAUAUUAUUAUAUAUACAAUGUCUGGUGUUUAUACUCCUCCAUCUUUGCAUUCCUUCCUAUAUGAUCGUGUGUGUGUGUGUGUGUGUAUAUAUAUAUAUAUAUAUAUAUAU
Salmo salar (Atlantic salmon) is the source of this 1462-nucleotide messenger RNA. The record is from RefSeq and is a predicted model, not a curated record. NCBI's taxonomy places the organism in Eukaryota, Metazoa, Chordata, Actinopteri, Salmoniformes, Salmonidae.